AUGGACGAAUGUAACAAUUCAUUCGAGUUGAACAAGUCGAUCGUGAUUCUAUUGACAAGUACUACUACUACUACUACUACUACUACUACUACUACUACUACUACUACUACUACUACUACUACUACUACUACUACUACUACUACUACUACUACUACUACUACUACUACUACUACUACUACUACUACUACUACUACUACUACUACUACUACUACUACUACUACUACUACUACUACUACUACUACUACUACUACUACUACUACUACUACUACUACUACUACUACUACUACUACUACUACUACUACUACUACUACUACUACUACUACUACUACUACUACUACUACUACUACUACUACUACUACUACUACUACUACUACUACUACUACUACUACUACUACUACUACUACUACUACUACUACUACUACUACUACUACUACUACUACUACUACUACUACUACUACUACUACUACUACUACUACUACUACUACUACUACUACUACUACUACUACUACUACUACUACUACUACUACUACUACUACUACUACUACUACUACUACUACUACUACUACUACUACUACUACUACUACUACUACUACUACUACUACUACUACUACUACUACUACUACUACUACUACUACUACUACUACUACUACUACUACUACUACUACUACUACUACUACUACUACUACUACUACUACUACUACUACUACUACUACUACUACUACUACUACUACUACUACUACUACUACUACUACUACUACUACUACUACUACUACUACUACUACUACUACUACUACUACUACUACUACUACUACUACUACUACUACUACUACUACUACUACUACUACUACUACUACUACUACUACUACUACUACUACUACUACUACUACUACUACUACUACUACUACUACUACUACUACUACUACUACUACUACUACUACUACUACUACUACUACUACUACUACUACUACUACUACUACUACUACUACUACUACUACUACUACUACUACUACUACUACUACUACUACUACUACUACUACUACUACUACUACUACUACUACUACUACUACUACUACUACUACUACUACUACUACUACUACUACUACUACUACUACUACUACUACUACUACUACUACUACUACUACUACUACUACUACUACUACUACUACUACUACUACUACUACUACUACUACUACUACUACUACUACUACUACUACUACUACUACUACUACUACUACUACUACUACUACUACUACUACUACUACUACUACUACUACUACUACUACUACUACUACUACUACUACUACUACUACUACUACUACUACUACUACUACUACUACUACUACUACUACUACUACUACUACUACUACUACUACUACUACUACUACUACUACUACUACUACUACUACUACUACUACUACUACUACUACUACUACUACUACUACUACUACUACUACUACUACUACUACUACUACUACUACUACUACUACUACUACUACUACUACUACUACUACUACUACUACUACUACUACUACUACUACUACUACUACUACUACUACUACUACUACUACUACUACUACUACUACUACUACUACUACUACUACUACUACUACUACUACUACUACUACUACUACUACUACUACUACUACUACUACUACUACUACUACUACUACUACUACUACUACUACUACUACUACUACUACUACUACUACUACUACUACUACUACUACUACUACUACUACUACUACUACUACUACUACUACUACUACUACUACUACUACUACUACUACUACUACUACUACUACUACUACUACUACUACUACUACUACUACUACUACUACUACUACUACUACUACUACUACUACUACUACUACUACUACUACUACUACUACUACUACUACUACUACUACUACUACUACUACUACUACUACUACUACUACUACUACUACUACUACUACUACUACUACUACUACUACUACUACUACUACUACUACUACUACUACUACUACUACUACUACUACUACUACUACUACUACUACUACUACUACUACUACUACUACUACUACUACUACUACUACUACUACUACUACUACUACUACUACUACUACUACUACUACUACUACUACUACUACUACUACUACUACUACUACUACUACUACUACUACUACUACUACUACUACUACUACUACUACUACUACUACUACUACUACUACUACUACUACUACUACUACUACUACUACUACUACUACUACUACUACUACUACUACUACUACUACUACUACUACUACUACUACUACUACUACUACUACUACUACUACUACUACUACUACUACUACUACUACUACUACUACUACUACUACUACUACUACUACUACUACUACUACUACUACUACUACUACUACUACUACUACUACUACUACUACUACUACUACUACUACUACUACUACUACUACUACUACUACUACUACUACUACUACUACUACUACUACUACUACUACUACUACUACUACUACUACUACUACUACUACUACUACUACUACUACUACUACUACUACUACUACUACUACUACUACUACUACUACUACUACUACUACUACUACUACUACUACUACUACUACUACUACUACUACUACUACUACUACUACUACUACUACUACUACUACUACUACUACUACUACUACUACUACUACUACUACUACUACUACUACUACUACUACUACUACUACUACUACUACUACUACUACUACUACUACUACUACUACUACUACUACUACUACUACUACUACUACUACUACUACUACUACUACUACUACUACUACUACUACUACUACUACUACUACUACUACUACUACUACUACUACUACUACUACUACUACUACUACUACUACUACUACUACUACUACUACUACUACUACUACUACUACUACUACUACUACUACUACUACUACUACUACUACUACUACUACUACUACUACUACUACUACUACUACUACUACUACUACUACUACUACUACUACUACUACUACUACUACUACUACUACUACUACUACUACUACUACUACUACUACUACUACUACUACUACUACUACUACUACUACUACUACUACUACUACUACUACUACUACUACUACUACUACUACUACUACUACUACUACUACUACUACUACUACUACUACUACUACUACUACUACUACUACUACUACUACUACUACUACUACUACUACUACUACUACUACUACUACUACUACUACUACUACUACUACUACUACUACUACUACUACUACUACUACUACUACUACUACUACUACUACUACUACUACUACUACUACUACUACUACUACUACUACUACUACUACUACUACUACUACUACUACUACUACUACUACUACUACUACUACUACUACUACUACUACUACUACUACUACUACUACUACUACUACUACUACUACUACUACUACUACUACUACUACUACUACUACUACUACUACUACUACUACUACUACUACUACUACUACUACUACUACUACUACUACUACUACUACUACUACUACUACUACUACUACUACUACUACUACUACUACUACUACUACUACUACUACUACUACUACUACUACUACUACUACUACUACUACUACUACUACUACUACUACUACUACUACUACUACUACUACUACUACUACUACUACUACUACUACUACUACUACUACUACUACUACUACUACUACUACUACUACUACUACUACUACUACUACUACUACUACUACUACUACUACUACUACUACUACUACUACUACUACUACUACUACUACUACUACUACUACUACUACUACUACUACUACUACUACUACUACUACUACUACUACUACUACUACUACUACUACUACUACUACUACUACUACUACUACUACUACUACUACUACUACUACUACUACUACUACUACUACUACUACUACUACUACUACUACUACUACUACUACUACUACUACUACUACUACUACUACUACUACUACUACUACUACUACUACUACUACUACUACUACUACUACUACUACUACUACUACUACUACUACUACUACUACUACUACUACUACUACUACUACUACUACUACUACUACUACUACUACUACUACUACUACUACUACUACUACUACUACUACUACUACUACUACUACUACUACUACUACUACUACUACUACUACUACUACUACUACUACUACUACUACUACUACUACUACUACUACUACUACUACUACUACUACUACUACUACUACUACUACUACUACUACUACUACUACUACUACUACUACUACUACUACUACUACUACUACUACUACUACUACUACUACUACUACUACUACUACUACUACUACUACUACUACUACUACUACUACUACUACUACUACUACUACUACUACUACUACUACUACUACUACUACUACUACUACUACUACUACUACUACUACUACUACUACUACUACUACUACUACUACUACUACUACUACUACUACUACUACUACUACUACUACUACUACUACUACUACUACUACUACUACUACUACUACUACUACUACUACUACUACUACUACUACUACUACUACUACUACUACUACUACUACUACUACUACUACUACUACUACUACUACUACUACUACUACUACUACUACUACUACUACUACUACUACUACUACUACUACUACUACUACUACUACUACUACUACUACUACUACUACUACUACUACUACUACUACUACUACUACUACUACUACUACUACUACUACUACUACUACUACUACUACUACUACUACUACUACUACUACUACUACUACUACUACUACUACUACUACUACUACUACUACUACUACUACUACUACUACUACUACUACUACUACUACUACUACUACUACUACUACUACUACUACUACUACUACUACUACUACUACUACUACUACUACUACUACUACUACUACUACUACUACUACUACUACUACUACUACUACUACUACUACUACUACUACUACUACUACUACUACUACUACUACUACUACUACUACUACUACUACUACUACUACUACUACUACUACUACUACUACUACUACUACUACUACUACUACUACUACUACUACUACUACUACUACUACUACUACUACUACUACUACUACUACUACUACUACUACUACUACUACUACUACUACUACUACUACUACUACUACUACUACUACUACUACUACUACUACUACUACUACUACUACUACUACUACUACUACUACUACUACUACUACUACUACUACUACUACUACUACUACUACUACUACUACUACUACUACUACUACUACUACUACUACUACUACUACUACUACUACUACUACUACUACUACUACUACUACUACUACUACUACUACUACUACUACUACUACUACUACUACUACUACUACUACUACUACUACUACUACUACUACUACUACUACUACUACUACUACUACUACUACUACUACUACUACUACUACUACUACUACUACUACUACUACUACUACUACUACUACUACUACUACUACUACUACUACUACUACUACUACUACUACUACUACUACUACUACUACUACUACUACUACUACUACUACUACUACUACUACUACUACUACUACUACUACUACUACUACUACUACUACUACUACUACUACUACUACUACUACUACUACUACUACUACUACUACUACUACUACUACUACUACUACUACUACUACUACUACUACUACUACUACUACUACUACUACUACUACUACUACUACUACUACUACUACUACUACUACUACUACUACUACUACUACUACUACUACUACUACUACUACUACUACUACUACUACUACUACUACUACUACUACUACUACUACUACUACUACUACUACUACUACUACUACUACUACUACUACUACUACUACUACUACUACUACUACUACUACUACUACUACUACUACUACUACUACUACUACUACUACUACUACUACUACUACUACUACUACUACUACUACUACUACUACUACUACUACUACUACUACUACUACUACUACUACUACUACUACUACUACUACUACUACUACUACUACUAACACCAUCACCACCACCACUGAGAUUAAAACAACUGGUGUAGCAGAAGCGGGAAAUCAAUUAAUUGAAAACUUUAUUCUUACUAAUUCGAAAACUACUACUGAUGAUUAUGAUAAUAGUAGUAGUAUACAAAGUAAAUUAUAUAAAGAUAUGAAUUCUUAUUUAAGUAUUAAAGAAUAUUCUGGUAACUAUGGUGAUAUACCAUCACCUUGUACAAUGUAUCAUACAGGACCUGAAUUACAUCAUAUGAAUCAAUUGCAUAAUUCAUUACAUAAAGAUUGGAUUUAUUCAUUAUUUCGUGAUUGUAUUUAUGUAUCAAAAUGUUUGAAAAAUGAAAUCAUAAUAAUCAAUGAAGAAGAAAUUCAAUAUUAA
Molecule: messenger RNA, 6471 nt
Organism: Schistosoma margrebowiei
Lineage: Eukaryota; Metazoa; Platyhelminthes; Trematoda; Strigeidida; Schistosomatidae
Source: the annotation of a GenBank genome assembly